This is a messenger RNA of Diceros bicornis minor, 13085 nucleotides long. It is a transcript of the gene DNAH1, whose product is annotated as dynein axonemal heavy chain 1. Lineage: Eukaryota; Metazoa; Chordata; Mammalia; Perissodactyla; Rhinocerotidae. Gene Ontology annotation, biological process: microtubule-based movement. The coding region runs from base 162 to 12941 and encodes 4259 amino acids. Gene Ontology annotation, cellular component: dynein complex. The record is from RefSeq and is a predicted model, not a curated record. The transcript has 77 exons. Gene Ontology annotation, molecular function: minus-end-directed microtubule motor activity; dynein light intermediate chain binding; ATP binding.
GAGGUUCGCGGACGGAAGCGCUGGCCCCGUUGUGCCAGAUGGUCCCGUCCCUUAUCAACGGACCCAACGGACCCAACGUCCCUCCCUAGAGACGGGCCGUCAGACCUCACACUGCGCGUUGGAGCCGGAGCUCUGGCUGGGGCAUCGCCCUAAGAAGCAGCAUGGAGCUGCCUAACAGAGAAGGCGGCAGCCCAGGAAGGACCCCUCUAGGCCCAGGGUGCAGCAGCACUCAUGCGGGCCAGAAGUGCCAUGUGAGGAGGACUCAUGCAGACCUAGAGCACAACCUGGGGAGGAUUCUGCUAGGACCAGAUUCUGGGUCGGAGAAGCCUCCUCCAAGCCCUGACCCCAAGCCCCCACCUUUACCCCUGUCCCAGGCCCCACCUAUGCUCUCAGACUUGGGGCAGCCCCGGAAGUUGCCCCUGACAGGCACUGAUAAGAGGUACCCCCUGAUGAAGCAGCAUGGGUUCUACUCUGACAUCCUCAGCCCUGGAACGUUGGCUCAACUUGGGGAAGUAUGCCGUGGCCCUCGCAUGAACCAGGACCUCCUGCGGCAGGCCGACCUUGACAAGUUCACCCCAAAAGUCAGAACCUUUGAGGUUCCUGAGGACUUUGAGAAGCACCUGGAGCAGCAGUGCAUCGGGUCCACCACCCAGAUCCUCACCCAGACUGACUUCCCACUGCAGGCUUAUGAGCCCAAGGUGCAGGUGCCCUUCCUGGUGCUGCCAGGCCAGUGCCCCCGCAAGAUUGAGAUUGAGAGGAGGAAGCGGCUGUACCUGAGCCUGGACAUUGAGCAGUUGCUGGCCAAUGAGGGCAUUGACUCCGAUGAGCUCAUGCCCAGGUGUCCAGAUCCCCAUCACCCCCAGACCAUCGAGCAGGGCCAUGACCCACUCUUUCCCAUCUACCUCCCGCUGAAGGUGUUCGACAAUGAGGAGUUUGACUGCCGGACUCCCAGCGAGUGGAUCAACAUGGGCUUGGAGCCAGGGUCUCAGGACAGGAAACCUGUCCCUGGAAAAGCCCUCCUGCCCACCGAUGACUUCCUGGGGCAUGAGGAUCCGAAGAGCCAGAAGCUGAAGUACGCGUGGUGCAAGGUUGGUGUCCUGGAUUAUGACAAGGAGAAGCAGCUGUACCUGGUGCACAAGACAGAUGAGAAUGGCUUGGUGCGAGAUGAGAUGGGAAAGCCCAUCUUGAAUGGAGGGGUUACUGCUGAAGGCAGGCUGCCCCUCCUAGUCUGCCAGUACUGGGUGCCACGGAUCCAGCUUCUCUUCUGUGCUGAGGACCCACGCAUUUUCACACAGCGCGUGGUCCAGGCCCAUGCCCUGCGCAAGAACACGGAGGCGCUGCUGCUGUACAAUCUGUACGUGGACUGCAUGCCCACUGAGGGCCAGCGGCUCAUCAAUGAACAGAGCCUGAACAAGAUCAAGCAGUGGACCGUGAGCACGCCCCGGAUGCGCAAAGGGCCCUCGGUUCUGGAGCACCUCAGCAGUCUCUCCAGAGAAGUGAACCUGGACUACGAGCGCAGCAUGAACAAGGUUACCUUUGAUCAAAUUGUCUCCUCCAAGCCCGACACAUUCUUCUACGUGACCCUGCCAAAGAAGGAGGAGGAGAAGGUGCCCAAGCAAGGGCUGGUGAGUGUCCCCAAAUACCCCUUCCGGGAGCAGAAGGAGGACUUCACCUUCGUGUCCCUGCUCACACGGUCGGAGGUUAUCACGGCCCUCAGCAAGGUGCGGGCCGAGUGCAACAAGGUGACUGCCAUGUCCCUGUUCCACUCGAACCUCUCCAAGUACAGCCGCCUGGAAGAGUUCGAACAGAUCCAGUCACAGACCUUCUCCCAGGUACAGAUGUUCCUCAAGGACAGCUGGAUCAGCACGCUCAAGGUGGCCAUGCGCAGCAGCCUGCGUGACAUGAGCAAGGGCUGGUACAACCUCUAUGAGAACAACUGGGAGGUGUACCUCAUGUCGAAGCUGCGCAAGCUGAUGGAGCUGAUCAAGUACAUGCUGCAGGACACACUGCGCUUCCUGGUGCAGGACUCGCUGGCCAGCUUCUCGCAGUUCAUCAGCGACACCUGCUGCAGCGUGCUUGACUGCACUGAUGCCAUGGUCUGGGGCGAAGACCUCAUAAACAGCCCCUACAGGCCCCGGAAGAAUCCCCUGUUCAUUGUGGACCUGGUGCUGGACAGCUCGGGGGUGCACUACAGCACACCGCUGGAGCAGUUUGAGGCAUCUCUGCUGAACCUCUUCGACAAGGGCAUCCUGGCCACCCACGCGGUGCCCCAGCUGGAGAAGCUGGUGAUGGAGGACAUCUUUAUCAGUGGCAACCCCCUGCUGGAGUCAGUGGGGCUUCAUGAGCCGCUAGUGGAGGAGCUGCGGGCCGUCAUUGCCAAUGCUGUGCGCAAGGCCAUGAUCCCACUGCAGGCCUACGCCAAGGAGUACAGAAAGUACCUGGAGCUGCACAACAAUGACAUUGCCACCUUCCUCAAAGCCUACCAGAUGCAGUGCCCAUUGGCUGAGGAGGUGAGGGAGGUGGUACUCACCCACCUACAGGAGAAGGAGAUCCUGGACAGCUCACUGCCCAGCAGCAUCAUCAUCGGGCCCUUCUACGUCAACGUCGACAACGUCAAGCAGAGCCUGUCCAAGAAGCGCAAGGCCCUGGCCACUUCCAUGCUGGACAUCCUGGCCAAGAAUCUGCACAAGGAGGUGGACAAUAUCUGUGAGGAAUUCCGCAGCAUCAGUCGCAAGAUCUACGAGAAGCCCAACAGCAUCGAGGAGCUGGCUGAACUUCGCGAGUGGAUGAAAGGCAUCCCCGAGAAGCUGGUGGGGCUGCAGGAGCGGAUUGUGAAGGUCAUGGAUGACUACCAGGUCAUGGAUGAAUUCUUUUACAACCUCAGCACGGAUGACUUCAAUGACAAAUGGGCUGCCAGCAGCUGGCCUUCUAAGAUCCUCGGGCAGAUGGAGAUGGUGCGGCAGCAGCACCUCGAAGAUGAGGAGAAGUUCCUCAAAAUCCAGACCAUGGACCAGAGCAACUUCCAGGAGAAGCUGGAAGGGCUGCAGCUGGUGGUCGCUGGCUUCUCCACCCAUGUGGAGAUUGCGCGAGCACACGAGAUCGCCAACGAGGUCCGGCGGGUCAAGAAGCAGCUGAAGGACUGCCAGCAGCUGGCCAUGCUCUACAACAACCGCGAGCGCAUCUUCGGCUUGCCCAUCACCAAUUACGACAAGCUCUCCAGGAUGGUGAAGGAGUUCCAGCCCUACCUGGACCUCUGGACCACAGCCUCUGACUGGCUGCGCUGGUCUGAGAGCUGGAUGAAUGACCCGCUGUCAGCCAUCAACGCUGAGCAGCUGGAGAAAAAUGUCAUUGAGUCCUUCAAGACCAUGCACAAGUGUGUGAAGCAGUUUAAGGAUAUCCCAGCCUGCCAGGAUGUGGCCUUAGACAUCCGGGCCCGCAUCGAGGAGUUCAAGCCGUACAUCCCGCUGAUCCAGGGGCUGCGCAACCCUGGCAUGCGGAACCGGCACUGGGAGGUGCUGUCCAAUGAGAUCAACAUUAAUGUCAGGCCCAAGGCCAACCUGACCUUCGCCCGCUGCCUUGAGAUGAACCUGCAGGACCAUAUCGAGAGCAUCAGCAAGGUGGCCGAGGUGGCCGGCAAGGAGUAUGCCAUUGAGCAGGCACUGGACAAGAUGGAGAAGGAGUGGUCAACCAUCCUGUUCAACGUGCUGCCCUACAAGGAGACGGAGACCUACAUCCUCAAGAGCCCAGACGAGGCCUCACAGCUGCUCGAUGACCACAUCGUCAUGACCCAGAGCAUGUCCUUCUCACCCUACAAGAAGCCCUUUGAGCAACGCAUCAGCUCCUGGGAGAACAAGUUGAAGCUGACCCAGGAGGUACUGGAGGAGUGGCUGAACUGUCAGCGAUCCUGGCUUUACCUGGAGCCCAUCUUCAGCUCUGAGGACAUCAACUGGCAGUUGCCCGUGGAGAGCAAGCGCUACCAGACAAUGGAGCGGAUCUGGAGGAAGAUCAUGAAGAACGCCUAUGAUAACCGGGAGGUGAUCAAUGUGUGUUCUGACCAGAGGCUGCUGGACAGCCUGCGGAACUGCAACAAGCUGCUGGAUAUGGUGCAGAAGGGCCUCAGCGAGUACUUGGAGACCAAGCGGAGUGCCUUCCCCAGAUUCUACUUCCUGUCAGACGAUGAACUACUCGAGAUCUUGUCCCAGACGAAGGACCCCAUGGCCGUGCAGCCCCACCUGCGCAAGUGCUUCGAGAACAUCGCCCGGCUGCUGUUCCAGGAGGACCUGGAGAUCACACAUAUGUACUCAGCAGAGGGUGAGGAGGUGCAGUUGUCCUUCUCCAUCUACCCGUCCAGCAGUGUGGAGGACUGGCUGCGGGAGGUGGAACACAGCAUGAAGGCCAGUAUGCGGGACAUCAUUGAGAGGGCCAUCAAGGCCUACCCUACGAUGCCCAGGACCCAGUGGGUUCUGAACUGGCCUGGCCAGGUGACCAUCGCUGGGUGCCAGACCUACUGGACCAUGGAAGUGGCAGAGGCCCUGGAAGCCAGCAACCUCAGUAGCCGGCUGUUCCCCCAGCUCACCCAGCAACUCAGUGACCUGGUAGCCCUGGUGCGGGGGAAGCUGUCUUGCAUGCACCGGGCCGUGCUGUCAGCGCUAAUCGUCAUUGAGGUCCACGCCAAGGAUGUAGUGAGCAAGCUGAUCCAGGAGAACGUGGUUAGCGUGAAUGACUUCGAGUGGAUCUCACAGCUGAGGUACUACUGGACGAAUAACAACCUGUACAUCCGGGCCGUGAAUGCCGAGUUCAUCUAUGGCUACGAGUACCUAGGCAACAGCGGGAGGCUGGUGAUCACACCCCUCACCGACAGGUGCUACCUGACCCUGACUGGGGCCCUGCACCUCAAGUUUGGGGGCGCCCCAGCUGGCCCAGCCGGCACAGGCAAAACUGAGACCACCAAAGACCUGGGUAAAGCCUUGGCCAUCCAGACAGUUGUGUUUAACUGCUCUGACCAGCUCGACUUCAUGGCCAUGGGCAAGUUCUUCAAGGGCCUGGCCAGUUCUGGGGCCUGGGCCUGCUUUGAUGAGUUCAAUCGCAUCGAUAUCGAGGUGCUGUCUGUGGUGGCACAGCAAAUCACCACCAUCCAGAAGGCGCAGCAACAGCGGGUGGAACGCUUCAUGUUUGAGGGGGUCGAGAUCCCACUCGUGCCAUCCUGUGCUGUGUUUAUCACCAUGAACCCAGGAUACGCUGGCCGCACUGAACUGCCCGAUAACCUGAAGGCUCUCUUCCGGCCCGUGGCCAUGAUGGUUCCCGAUUAUGCCAUGAUCGCUGAGAUCUCCCUCUACUCCUUUGGCUUCAACGAGGCCAAUGUGCUGGCCAAGAAGAUCACAACGACCUUCAAGCUGUCCUCUGAGCAGCUCAGCUCCCAGGAUCACUAUGACUUUGGGAUGAGAGCUGUGAAGACUGUGAUCUCGGCUGCUGGGAACCUCAAGCGAGAAAACCCCAGCAUGAAUGAGGAGCUGAUCUGCCUCCGGGCCAUCCGCGACGUGAACGUGCCCAAGUUCCUUCAGGAAGACCUCAAGCUCUUUUCUGGGAUUGUAUCCGACCUGUUCCCCACCAUCAGGGAGGAGGAGACUGACUAUGGCAUCCUGGACAAGGCCAUCCGCAGGGCCUGCGAGAAGAACAACCUCAAGGACGUGGCCGGCUUCCUGACCAAGUGCAUCCAGCUCUAUGAGACCACAGUGGUGCGGCACGGCCUCAUGCUUGUCGGACCCACAGGCUCCGGCAAGAGUAACUGUUACAGAGUCCUGGCAGCUGCCAUGACCUCACUGAAAGGGCAGCCGUCCAUCAGCGGUGGCAUGUACGAGGCCGUCAACUACUACGUGCUCAACCCCAAGUCCAUCACGAUGGGCCAGCUGUACGGGGAGUUUGACCUGCUCACCCAUGAGUGGACAGAUGGAAUUUUCUCCUCCCUCAUCCGGGUGGGAGCCAUCGCCUCCGACACCAACAAGAAGUGGUACAUGUUCGAUGGGCCCGUGGAUGCUGUCUGGAUUGAGAACAUGAACACAGUGCUGGACGACAACAAGAAGCUCUGCCUCAGCUCCGGCGAGAUCAUCAAGCUCACAGAGGCAAUGACCAUGAUGUUUGAGGUACAGGACCUGGCAGUGGCCUCACCAGCCACAGUGUCCCGCUGUGGCAUGGUGUACCUAGAGCCCAGCAUCCUGGGGCUUAUGCCCUUUGUCGAGUGCUGGCUGAGGAGGCUCCCUGCCUUACUCAAGCCCUAUGAGGAGAAGUUCAAGGCCCUCUUUGUCAGCUUCCUGGAGGACUCCAUCACUUUCAUCCGGUCCUCGGUGAAGGAGGUGAUCGCCUCAACCAACAGCAACCUGACCAUGAGUUUCCUCAAGCUGCUGGACUGCUUCUUCAAGCCCUUUCUGCCUAAAGAGGGCCUCAAGAAAAUACCCCCCGAAAAGCUGAGUCGUAUCCCAGAGCUGAUUGAGCCCUGGUUCAUCUUCUCCCUGAUCUGGAGUGUGGGUGCCACAGGGGACAGUGCCAGCCGCAUCAGCUUCAGCUACUGGCUCAGGAUCAAGAUGAAGAUAGAAAAUCUGACCAUGCACUUCCCAGAGGAGGGGCUGGUGUUCGAUUACAGGCUGGAGGAUGCUGGCAUCAGCAGCACCAAUGACGAUGAGGACGAAGAGGAGGAGGGCAAGCAGGUUGCCUGGGUGAAGUGGAUGGACUCCUUGGCUCCAUUCACUAUGAUGCCAGACACCAGCUACUGCAACAUUAUUGUGCCUACCAUGGGCACUGUGCAGAUGUCCUACCUGCUGGGCAUGCUGCUCACCAACCACAAACCUGUGCUGUGCAUUGGGCCAACGGGCACGGGGAAGACCCUCACCGUCUCCAACAAGCUCCUCAAGAACAUGCCGCUGGAGUACAUCAGCCACUUUCUCUCCUUCUCAGCCCGCACCUCAGCCAACCAAACCCAGGACCUCAUCGACAGCAAGCUGGACAAGAGGCGGAAAGGUGUGUUCGGGCCUCCUCUGGGGUGUAAAUUCAUCUUCUUCAUUGAUGACCUGAACAUGCCAGCCUUGGAGACAUAUGGUGCCCAGCCGCCCAUUGAGCUGUUGCGCCAGUGGAUGGACCAUGGUGGCUGGUAUGACCGCAAGAUCAUCGGAGCCUUCAAGAACCUUGUGGAUAUCAACUUUGUCUGUGCCAUGGGCCCCUCGGGUGGAGGCAGAAACGCCAUCACCCCGCGGCUGAUGCGCCACUUCAACUACCUGUCCUUUGCUGAGAUGGAUGAGGUCAGCAAGAAGCGCAUCUUCUCCACCAUCCUGGGCAGUUGGAUGGAUGGACUCCUCGGAGAAAAAAGUUACCGGGAGCCCGUGCCUGGGGCCCCCAACAUCUCCCAUUUCGCGGAUCCCCUUGUGGAAGCCACCAUCGUGGUGUACUCCACCAUCACCUCCCAGCUGCUGCCCACCCCAGCCAAGUCCCACUACACCUUCAACCUGAGGGACCUCUCCAAAGUUUUCCAGGGCAUGCUCAUGGCCAACCCAGCCAAGGUCGAGGACAAGGUGCAGCUGCUGCGACUGUGGUACCACGAGAGCUGCCGUGUGUUCCGCGACCGCCUGGUAAACCAGGAGGACUGUAGCUGGUUCGACAAGCUCCUGGAGAGCCACAUGGAGCAGUGGAUGGUGGCCUUCAACGAGGUCUGCCCCUUCCAGCCCAUCCUCUAUGGGGACUUCAUGUCGCCAGGCUCCGACGUCAAGUCCUACGAGCUCAUCACCAGUGAGAAGAAGAUGAGGCAGGUAAUCGAGGACUACGUGGAGGACUACAACCAGAUCAACACAGCCAAGCUGAAGCUGGUCCUCUUCAUGGACGCCAUGAGCCACAUCUGCCGCAUUAGCCGCACCCUUCGCCAGGCGCUGGGCAACGCGCUCCUGUUGGGUGUAGGUGGCAGUGGCCGAAGCUCCCUCACACGGCUCGCCUCGCACAUGGCUGAGUACGAGUGUUUUCAGAUUGAACUAUCCAAGAACUACGGCAUGACGGAUUGGCGCGAAGAUGUCAAGAAGGUCUUGCUCAAGGCUGGCCUGCACAGUCUGCCCAUCACCUUCCUGUUCUCGGACACCCAGAUCAAGAACGAGUCCUUCCUGGAGGACAUCAACAACGUCCUGAACUCUGGCGACAUUCCCAACCUCUACUCCUUGGACGAGCAGGACCAGAUUGUCAACACUAUGCAGCCCUAUAUCCAGGAGCAGGGCCUGCAGCCCACCAAGGCCAACCUCAUGGCCGCCUACACCGGGCGUGUGCGCAGCAACAUCCACAUGGUGCUAUGCAUGAGCCCCAUCGGAGAAGUCUUCCGAGCUCGCCUGAGGCAGUUCCCCUCCUUGGUCAACUGCUGUACCAUCGACUGGUUUAAUGAGUGGCCAGCAGAGGCCCUGGAGUCUGUGGCCACCAAGUUCCUGAAUGAGAUCCCAGAACUGGAAGCCACCUCUGAAGUAAUUGAAGGACUGAUUCAGGUUUGCGUGUAUAUUCACCAGUCGGUGGCCAGGAAGUGUGUUGAGUACCUGGCCGAGCUGGCCCGCCACAACUACGUGACCCCCAAGAGCUACCUGGAGCUGCUCAAUAUUUUCUCCAUCCUCAUUGGGCAGAAGAAACAGGAGCUGAAAACCGCCAAGAACCGCAUGAAGAGUGGCCUCGACAAGCUGCUGUGCACUUCUGAAGAUGUGGGCAAGAUGCAGGAGGAGCUGGAGAUAAUGCGGCCCCUGCUGGAGGAGGCUGCCAAGGACACUAUGCUCACCAUGGAGCAGAUCAAGGUGGACACGGCCAUUGCCGAGGAUACCCGGAAUUCAGUGCAGGCAGAGGAGAUCAAGGCCAAUGAGAAGGCCAGGAAGGCACAAGCUAUUGCUGAUGAUGCCCAGAAGGAUCUAGAUGAGGCUCUGCCAGCCUUGGAUUCAGCCCUGGCCAGCCUGCGCAACCUCAACAAGAAUGAUGUGACUGAGGUGCGUGCCAUGCAGCGGCCACCCCCAGGUGUGAAGCUGGUCAUAGAAGCUGUGUGCAUCAUAAAGGGCAUCAAGCCCAAGAAGGUGCCUGGAGAGAAGCCUGGCUCCAAGGUGGAUGACUACUGGGAGCCCGGCAAGGGGCUGCUGCAGGACCCAGGCCGCUUCCUUGAGAGCCUCUUCAAGUUCGACAAGGACAACAUUGGGGAGGCUGUGAUCAAAGGCAUCCAGCCAUACAUCGACAAUGAAGAGUUCCAGCCGGCCGCCAUCGCCAAGGUGUCCAAGGCCUGCACCUCCAUCUGCCAGUGGGUGCGCGCCAUGCACAAGUAUCACUUUGUGGCCAAGGCCGUGGAGCCCAAGCGGCAAGCCCUGUGGGAAGCCCAGGACGACCUGGAGGUAACACAAAGGAUCCUGGAUGAGGCGAAGCAGCGCCUGCACGAGGUGGAGGAUGGCAUUGCCAUGAUGCAGGCCAAGUACCGAGAAUGCAUCGCCAAGAAGGAGGAGCUGGAGUUGAAGUGUGAGCAGUGCGAGCAGCGGCUGGGCCGUGCAGACAAGCUCAUCAACGGGCUGUCGGAUGAGCGGGUGCGCUGGCAGGAGACGGUGGAGAACCUGGAGCACAUGCUUGACAACAUCUCUGGUGACGUGCUGGUGGCUGCCGGCUUUGUGGCCUACCUGGGCCCCUUCACGAUUGCUGGCCUCCCCAACGACACACUGUCAGUGGAGAACGGGAUCAUCAACCAGUACUCCCAGCGCUGGACGCACUUCAUUGACCCUCAGAGUCAGGCCAACAAGUGGAUCAAGAACAUGGAGAAGGACAGUGGGCUGGAUGUAUUCAAGCUGAGUGACCGUGACUUCCUGCGCAGCAUGGAGAAUGCCAUCCGCUUUGGCAAGCCCUGCCUUCUGGAGAAUGUGGGCGAGGAGCUAGACCCGGCCCUGGAGCCAGUGCUGCUCAAGCAGACAUACAAGCAGCAGGGGAACACGGUGCUGAAGUUGGGGGACACGGUCAUCCCUUAUCACGAGGACUUCAGGAUGUACAUCACCACCAAGCUGCCCAACCCACACUACACGCCCGAGAUCUCCACCAAACUCACCCUCAUCAACUUCACCCUGUCACCCAGCGGCCUAGAGGACCAGCUGCUGGGCCAGGUAGUGGCUGAGGAGCGGCCUGACCUGGAGGAAGCCAAGAACCAGCUGAUUGUCAGUGAUGCCAAGAUGCGCCAGGAGCUGAAGGACAUUGAAGACCAGAUCCUGUACCGGCUCAGCUCCUCCGAGGGCAACCCCGUGGAUGACAUGGAGCUCAUCAAGGUUCUGGAGGCUUCCAAGAUGAAGGCUGCUGAGAUCCAGGCCAAAGUCAGGAUUGCAGAGCAGACAGAGAAGGACAUUGACCUCACGCGCAUGGAGUACAUACCCGUGGCCGUCCGCACCCAGAUCCUCUUCUUCUGUGUGUCUGACCUGGCCAACGUGGACCCCAUGUACCAAUACUCCCUCGAGUGGUUUCUCAACAUCUUCCUCUCAGGCAUCGCCAACUCAGAGAGGGCAGACAACCUGAAGAAGCGCAUUGCCAACAUCAACCGCUACCUGACCUACAAUCUCUACUGCAAUGUCUGCCACAGCCUCUUUGAGAAGCACAAGCUGAUGUUCGCCUUCCUGCUCUGUGUGCGCAUCAUGAUGAACGAGGACAAGAUUAACCAGAGCGAGUGGCGCUACCUCCUGUCCGGGGGCUCCAUCCAGGUCAUGACAGAGAAUCCUGCAAUGGACUGGCUGUCAGACCGGGCCUGGCGAGAUAUUCUGGCACUUUCGAACCUGCCAGCCUUCUCCUCCUUUGCCCUUGACUUUGUGAAGCACCUCUCAGAAUUCCGGGCCAUCUUCGACAGCCUUGAGCCCCACCGGGAGCCCUUGCCUGGCAUUUGGGACCAGUCCCUGGACCAGUUCCAGAAGCUGCUGGUCCUCCGCUGCCUGCGCGGGGACAAGGUUACCAAUGCCAUGCAGGACUUCGUGGCCACCAACCUGGAGCCACGCUUCAUUGAGCCCCAGGCAACCAACCUGUCAGUGGUGUUCAAAGACUCCAACUCCAUCACGCCUCUCAUCUUUGUGCUGUCACCUGGCACUGACCCCGCUGCCGACCUCUACAAGUUUGCUGAAGAGAUGAAGUUCUCCAAGAAGCUCUCUGCCAUUUCCCUGGGCCAGGGACAGGGCCCUCGGGCGGAAGCCAUGAUGCGCAGCUCCAUGGAGAGGGGCAAGUGGGUCUUCUUCCAGAACUGCCACCUGGCACCGAGCUGGAUGCCAGCCCUAGAGCGCCUCAUCGAGCACAUCAAUCCCGACAAGGUGCACCGGGACUUCCGCCUGUGGCUCACUAGCCUGCCCAGCAACAAGUUCCCAGUGUCCAUCCUGCAGAAUGGCUCUAAGAUGACCAUUGAGCCACCGCGGGGCGUCAAGGCCAACCUGCUCAAGUCCUACAGCAGCCUCAACGAUGACUUCCUCAACUCUUGUCACAAGGUGAUGGAGUUCAAGUCCCUGCUGCUGUCUCUGUGCCUGUUCCAUGGGAAUGUGCUGGAGCGCCGUAAGUUUGGGCCCCUGGGCUUCAACAUCCCCUAUGAGUUCACAGACGGGGACCUGCGCAUCUGCAUCAGCCAGCUCAAGAUGUUCCUGGACGAGUAUGGUGACAUCCCCUACAAGGUCCUCAAGUACACAGCAGGGGAGAUCAACUAUGGGGGCCGUGUCACCGAUGACUGGGACCGCCGCUGUGUCAUGAACAUCCUGGAGGACUUCUACAGCCCCGAGGUGCUCUUCCCUGAGCACAGCUACAGCGCCUCGGGCAUCUACCACCAGUUACAACCUACCUACAACCUCAGCGGCUACCUCUCCUACAUCAAGGGCCUCCCACUCAACGACAUGCCUGAGCUUUUUGGCCUGCACGACAAUGCCAACAUCACCUUCGCCCAGAAUGAGACUUACGCCCUGCUCAGCACUAUCGUCCAGCUGCAACCCAAAUCGUCCUCUGUGGGCAGCCAGGGCCGAGAGGAGAUAGUGGAAGACAUGGCCCAGAACAUUCUGCUCCAGGUGCCUGAGCCCAUCAACUUGCAGAAUGUGAUGACCAAGUACCCUGUGCUGUAUGAAGAGUCAAUGAACACCGUGCUAGUACAGGAGGUCAUUCGGUACAACCGGCUGCUGCAGGUGAUCACACAGACGCUGCGAGACCUGCUCAAGGCACUCAAGGGGCUGGUGGUGAUGUCCUCGCAGCUGGAGCUGAUGGCUGCCAGCUUGUACAACAACACUGUGCCUGAGCUCUGGAAUGCCAAGGCCUACCCAUCGCUCAAGCCACUGUCCUCAUGGGUCAUGGACCUGCUGCAGCGCCUGGACUUCCUGCAGGCCUGGAUCCAAGGGGGUAUCCCAGCUGUCUUCUGGAUCAGUGGCUUCUUCUUCCCCCAGGCUUUCCUGACAGGCACCCUGCAGAACUUUGCCCGCAAGUCUGUCAUCUCCAUCGACACCAUCUCCUUCGAUUUUAAGGUAAUGCACCAGUCAGUAUCGGAGCUCAAGAAAAGGCCCCAAGAGGGGUGCUACAUCCAUGGACUGUUCCUGGAAGGUGCCCGCUGGGACUCGGUGGCCUUCCAGCUAGCCGAGUCUCGUGCCAAGGAGCUCUACACGGAGAUGGCUGUUAUCUGGCUCCUGCCGAUGCCCAACCGGAAGAUCCAGGACCAGGACUUCUACCUGUGCCCCAUCUACAAGACGCUGACUCGUGCUGGUAUGGGGCCCAGGGUGGGCAGUCUAUACCACAGGAACACUCUCAACCACAGGCCACUCCACCAACUACAUCAUUGCUGUGGAGAUCCCCACCGACCAGCCCCAGCGACACUGGAUAAAGCGUGGUGUGGCCCUCAUCUGUGCCCUGGACUACUAGACUCAGAGGGGCUAGGGCCAUUAAAGUUGAGUUUUCUAAGCAGUCCACCUGAGCUUUAGCUGCUUACAUCAGGCCCCCUCUGUAGGACUCACUGCCAGGGAAACGGUGGGGGUGAGAGGCUGCAGCAGCCUCAAGAGAGAAUGUGGUUAACGGGGUGAAGAGUGGCAGAUGUGGCAGCUUUGACCUGCCGGACCUGUCCAAAU